Molecule: messenger RNA, 981 nt
Organism: Nematolebias whitei (Rio pearlfish)
Lineage: Eukaryota; Metazoa; Chordata; Actinopteri; Cyprinodontiformes; Rivulidae
Gene: pus1
Product: pseudouridine synthase 1
Biological process (GO): mRNA pseudouridine synthesis; tRNA pseudouridine synthesis
Cellular component (GO): nucleus
Molecular function (GO): RNA binding; pseudouridine synthase activity
Source: RefSeq, a predicted model, not a curated record
CGCGAGAUUAUCGUUAGAGGACACAGUUGGUUGUAACAUGUGUGACCGCGUUUAUCAAUUUUCGCUUUAACUGUGGUCUUUUUUUAUUUUAUUUUAUUUUCCAGAUUUCUUCGCAAACUUUUACAAAUAUAAUUAUUGGUAGCUGUUUAAAAGCUUUGCCUCAGAAAAUUAUCCUGAGACAAUUCGUAUGAAACUUAUUAGCUAAAGGAUCAGCUAGCAUCUCCUAGCUGCAGAUACUUUUGUUAAAUUGCUGUUUUGCAUGACAUGUUUAAAGUCCGACUGCUGCUGAGUUUAGCUAAGUACCAACAAACGCCAAAGAAAAACGGUUGCCUUUUUAAAGUCUUGUCCACUCUGAGUCCUGAAUCCACAGCUGAUCAGCUGCUAAAACGGCCACAUGAGGAGAAUAAAGAUGAGGAUUCUGUUGAGAGAGCCACCAAAAGACUAAGAACAGACGAAGAACACGCUGAAGAUGGCAAAAGAUAUCCUAAAAAGAAAGUGGCUCUGCUUCUGGCAUACUCAGGGAAGGGGUAUUAUGGCAUGCAGAGGAAUUACCGAAACUCCCAGUUUAUCACCAUUGAAGAUGAUCUGGUCACUGCUCUUAUAAAAUCUGGAUGCAUCCCUGAAGAUUAUGGUGAUGAGAUGAAGAAGAUGUCUUUCCAAAGAUGUGCCAGGACAGAUAAAAGUGUUUCUGCUGCUGGUCAACUGGUUUCUCUGAAGCUGCGGUUGAUCGAGGACGUAAUCGAAAAAAUCAAUAAUCAUUUGCCACCACAGAUCAGGGCGCUCGGGCUUAAACGAGUGACCAAGGGUUUCAAUUCCAAAAACUUAUGUGACGCUCGUACAUAUUCCUACAUGCUUCCAACUGUGGCCUUUGGACAAUGCAGAUGAAGGGAACGACUCUGAUUAGAUCACUACAGAGAGAUGCAUUUUGUUUAAAAAUAUCUCUUAUGUUGACUGUAAUUUUUCAGUUUUUCAAUUUUGUAG